GGCGAGCUUUGCCUUGGCCAUCUUAUCUGUUUCCUUCAGCUGUACGUAUCACGUCGUCCACAGUUCUACACAUGGGUGCUACUGAUUCCCACAUUCGUCGUCAUCACUACGGUGUCCAUAUUUGGUCUGUUCAUACCAACAAAUUCUUUAGGAGAUCGGGAGGAAAAAGUGAACCUUGGUCUGACUACGCUUCUUUCAUCCGCGGUCAUUUUGGAGAUUGUUGCUAACUCGAUGCCGAAAGCGUCAGCCCUUCCACUUCUCGGAAACUUCAUUUUGGCAGAAAUUUUCGUCGUAGCUGUUGGAGUGCUUUUCUCCGUACUGACACUAACACUCCAUCAUAGAGCCAACACUCGUCGCUGGAGACCUAAACCUUGGAUGCUAAGGAUCCUUGGGAUGACCGUAAGUUUAUUGAUUAUCGAAGAAGGGAGGGGGGCGGUGAAAAAGGGAUCAAAUAAAUUCAUUUCGAAGAAACGCGACAGAAUGAAAAGGACAAAGGCGGGAGGAUCAAGCAAUGAAGCGGAAAACUACCUUCGUAGCGAAGACUUGGUACUCUUCUGCGGUAAGAAUGAUCGCUUUCAGUGCCCCAUGGUUGACUGA
Molecule: messenger RNA, 597 nt
Organism: Cooperia oncophora
Lineage: Eukaryota; Metazoa; Nematoda; Chromadorea; Rhabditida; Trichostrongylidae
Source: the annotation of a GenBank genome assembly